Molecule: messenger RNA, 3968 nt
Organism: Sus scrofa (pig)
Lineage: Eukaryota; Metazoa; Chordata; Mammalia; Artiodactyla; Suidae
Source: RefSeq, a predicted model, not a curated record
ACAUUUUGCACCAUUUUACAGUUAAAAGCCCUAGAUAUGUUAAGUAACUUCUUCAAGGCAAGAAGUAGAAAGAGUCUGAGGAAGAAUUCACAGCAUUCUAGCUCUCAAGCACAGGCCCUUUGCGCUACUCUGUGCUGCUCUGGGCAGGACCGUGAAGUGUCCGAUCCCCUGUGUGUGUGUUGGGAAGUGUGUGCACGCACAAACAUGCAGGGCUUCUGGCUUCCAGAGGCGGACAGGCACAUUCUUAGUAUAAUACACAGGAUAUAUUUAAUUGUCACGAGUGACAGCAUUGCAACCUUUAAUUGUUGAUUUAAGGUUGGAUUUUAUUUCUUAUCUAGCAGCAGGGCCUUUCCUUGUCUGAGAGGGUAUGGACUUAAAAGUUAACCUAGAAGCCAGCUCCAAGAACUCUAUGUCUGUUGGUAGGGAUAGGGUACAGCCAUCCCCCAAAGCUAAAGUUCUUGGAGUCUUGGAGGAUGUCUUCCACCUCAGAGUGGGAGGAGUCAGUCAUUCAUUAACUCUUGUUUUUAUUUACUCUGUACCAGGGUCUGUGCUGUAUUCUGGGGAACAUGUUGUAUGAGACUUGGUCUCCCUGCUCUAGGAUCUUCCUGUUUGAGUCUGAGGAGCAACUGUGUUGCUCAGGCGUCUGCAACCAAAAGAGACCUUUGUUACGACUUCAGCUGCCAUAUCCAGGGCCUGCAUUAGUAGUGGAGUGAAUGGGCUUUUGUGCAGAAAUAUCAUUUCUGCCUGUCACCUGUCACUCCAGAACUCCAGCUCAUUCCUUUAGGGCUUGAAUGCUUUUUUAAAAAGCAAGGAGCUCCUUUUGAUUCGAAUAUAACCUUUUAGAGUUAAGUUUCUGUAUUAGUCUAGAGAAGACAAACCACACUAGUUUUUGCACUAAGAGUCUAAAGAGAUAACUAGGUUUAAAAUUGUUAACUAGUUACCUGAAAGAAUAAAAGGUGAUCUCUGAAAGUAUCGUGGAGAGUGUCAUGGAGAAGGCAGCUGCGGGAAGCAGUCCACUCCUGGUGGGACUGAGGGGCUAAGGGAGGUGAUUGGAAUUGUAAAACUUCGAGGCUUAGAGGAGGGUCCCUGUGUGGCUGAAACUCAGGUCUCUAAAGAGGAGGUUGGGCUGCCCAGCCUUGUGGAGGGGCCUGGUGAGCCUGAGAAGCAGAGUUUUGAGGGGGAGGCUCUGGACAAGUGGUGUUGUGUCUCUGGUGGGAGCUUGGUGACGAAGCUGGGCCUACAAGCGUUGGGAAGGUUGCAGACUGGAUUUAGCUGCUGCAGCAGGGGCACUCAGGCUGCUGGGCGGGGCUCAGAGGAAGGGAAGGUGGAUAAGCAAGCCCCCUUCUCCUGCUGUCUUGCAGUGGGCGUUCCUAACGGGAACCACCUACCUGGCGGAGCAGGUGUCACAGAGCAUCAUGGAAUAUUCCACACAAGUUUCGUGGGCAGUACCUCAGCCACCAGGGCCUGCAGGGAUUGGUUGACAGCCAGGGCUGCGAGUGGCAAGAGCAGCUUUUGUGGACGUGAUGAAUGGGCAGAGUAACAGGGUGACACUGAUGAGGGGCGAGGAGCUGCAGCUGCAUGGCCUCCAAGUUGGGGAGCUACCCAUACUUCCUGACGUUAGAACACAGACCUCCCUUAACUGGACACGUCUCGUAAAGGCCCCACGUCAGCCUGACGCCCGGAACGGGCUCUCUUUGCAGGUUUAUAAGAUGACCUUGAGGUCGCUUGGGGAAAAUGGUGAGGAUUUGGUGUUAUUUAAUCCUUCAUGGAAAAGCAGUGUGGUUUGCUGCUUUUUACACCAUACAGGGAAUCAGAGAUAUUAACGGAGGAGCCUAUCACCACGUGUCUCUCUCCGCCAGUGUAUGAUAUGAUCUGUAAACUUGGGUUUGAAGUCAGAGACAGUUGCGACAUCUGUAGUAUUGUAACUCAAAAUGGUGACAUUUGUUGGAAGACAAUUACAGACUGUGUGGUUUACACAGAAUCAGGGUCUGGAUUACGGGGGAAGCGUGAGGCUGCUGGGCCCUGUGUGUGAGGCCGUCCACUUGCAUCUGUCAUCCCUGACCAAGGAGCAGUUUGAAAUUCGAUAUGCCCCGUGGCUGCAGUGGACAGGUGCUCCAGAGUUGUUUCCUGAAGUGUUUGCUGCUUUGGGAAGUCUUCAGCCUCCCGCCGUUUCUCUCAGCUUAAUGAAGCUGACGUCGUGCCUGGAACGGGCCCUGGGCGAUGUACAUUUACUGACUGGGAAGGAGUGCCCCUUCCUCUUGAGAGAUCUGCUUGCAUCGGAUGAGCUCGCUCAGGUCUUUGGGCCGUCUGUGAUGGAUGUCCUGAGGGUCUUCCUCGGCUCCCCGCGUGGACUCAACCUUCGCAACGUCCUGUGGCAUGGCUUCGCCGCGCCGCACGAGAUUCCGCCAAAGUACUGUUCAACGGUGCUGCUGUUGGCAGCAGGACUGGGUCAGCUACUCAAGGGUUACCUUCAGCAAACUCACCUUACACUGGCGCAUCGACCCUUCACGGCUCUCGCAAACCUAGAGGAUUUGGUCGUUUUCCCCGAUGUUACUUGUGAGGUACUUUCAGCAUUAGAGGAAGUGAUGAAGAAAUCCACUUUUAUACUAAAAAUCAUGUUGCCGUAUUGGGAAGUUGCAUUAAUCAAGUUCAAGUCUCACAGGUUUGCUGACUGUGCCAUGUUGUUAUUGAUGCAGCUGGAGACUGGACUUAGGAACGUUUUUGCCUCAGUUAACAAAUGUCCGAAGAGGCUUCUGACCGCAGAGUCAACAGCUCUUUAUACUACCUUUGAUGAAAUACUGGCAAAACACUUAAAUGAUGGCCAAAUCAAUCAGCUUCCGCUUUUGCUUGGAGAGCCAGCCAUGGAGUUUCUCUGGGAUUUCCUGAACUAUCCGGAGGGCCCCCGUGUACGAGAUCGUUUAAGCCAUGGAGAGAUCCAUUUGCCGGAAUUUCCAAAGGCAGCAACCAAUCAAUUGCUUGCAUUUUCUUUUGUGCUUUUACUCAGAUUCAUUGAUGAGGACUUAUUAUCAGUUUUUAAGGAAAAAGCAGCGGUGGAGGCUCUGAUUAGUCUCGCGGACGGCUACGCUGCCCGUUGUCAUCCGGUUUCUCAGCUUAAGAGACAGGUGCUGAGCUGUGAGGAGAGCAUCAGACUUUGGCCUCUGCUGCCUUUGCCUGAAGGUGCAGGGAGGGAGGCCCCCCGACCAGAAGGUGACUCUGAAACAACUGCCUGCAGCUCUUUAAUGACAGACAUCAUGACUGAGCUGUGUGGCCACGUGCCCGAGACCCACCGCAGUGCCCGUGGCCCCGACGGCCUUGCUCCUGAGCAGUGGCCCCAGCUGCUCCGGGACCUCUGCCAUGUCCGGGUCCGGACUCUGUUCUGCCCCAGGGCCGCCCUGGAGGUGCUGGCCCUGCUCCGGAGGAUCAGCGCCAGCUGCCACCUCGUGUCGGGCCAGGUGGCCACCUCGGCGGAGCUGUGGCACCGGCAGUGGGAGGACAGGGCCCUGCGCUCCCGGCAGAGGCAGACCUACUUGCGCCUGACACGCAGUAUUAAGCUUCUGUCUCCCAUGCUUUACCUGAUUCUAUUGCUGAUUGCGCUGGAACUGGUCAACAUUCACCUGGUUCAUGGGAAAAACACUUUGGAAUAUCAGCAGUAUCUGAGGUUCUUAAAGUCCGUCUUGCGGUAUACAGAGAACCUGGCAACUUACACCAGCCAAGAGAAGAAUAAGUGGGGUGAAUCUGUUGAUCUCACACACGCGGCCUUGUUGAAAAUUUGGACUUUUAGUGAGAAGAAACAAAUGCUAAUGCACUUAGCCAAGAAAUCCACCAGCAAAGUGGUCUAAAAAGUCACGCUGCUUUGGCCUCUGUCAGAAAACCCGGCUCAAGUGGACUUUUUGGCACCUGAGUUGAAAAGCCAAAGGCAGGUAGCUUCAGGUUCUCUUUGAUCAAGGCGCAAGGUCCAGUGCUCUACA